Messenger RNA from Naegleria gruberi, 876 nucleotides. RefSeq lists its product as uncharacterized. The coding region runs from base 1 to 876 and encodes 291 amino acids. The record is from RefSeq and is a predicted model, not a curated record. The transcript has a single exon. Lineage: Eukaryota; Heterolobosea; Eutetramitea; Acrasida; Naegleriidae.
AUGUCUACAGCAACACCAAAUCUCCAGGGCUAUCAAACCAACUUGAAUAAACUGGCUGAAGUUAGCUUUCCCUUCGGAUCAGAGAAUAUUAGGCAAGCAAUUUAUUGUCCCUAUCCUGAUAAAACUUUAAUUGUUGCUGCCAAAGCAAUGAACCAACAGCAACCCUAUCAAACUAAAAUUGUUGUUGCCGAUUUUUCAUUCAAUGAUGAUGAUCCACUUGCUAUGCAAGUUAAUAUAUCAAUAGUUAAUGAAUAUCAGCUAAAUAUUGAAGGAGCACUAUACACUAUACCAGUACUGUUUCCCUUAAAAAAGGAAAAGUGUUUCCUGACCAUUAUUAAUAUUGCUGGAAAGAGAGAAUUACGAAAAAUUGAUAUUGAGAGUGGUGAUAUUGUGUGGAUAAAGCCGGGAGUUGAGACUGAUACUAUUGUGGAGGAUGAUAGGGGGAUAUUAUUUUACUUCUCCUAUGAUGGAUAUUUAACAUUGAUGGAUUCAGUGACUGGAUUUAUUCUCGAUAAAAUUCGAGUGAAAAUGCGAAUGUUUAAUGGCAUUGGAUGGGAUGUAAAUGAUAACUUGAUUGUGGGAGGAUACGAUUCAAAGUAUUUAUAUUUUACGAGAGUGUUUACCAAGAAUGGUAAAGUUGUAAAGAAGAAAACUAACUAUGCGUAUUUGACUUUUACUACGAAAGUAGAUAGAUACAAUCGUAAGACCUAUAUACAUUCUAAUAAUUCGCAGUGUUUAACAACCUUUGAUGUGGAAGGAAGACUAAUUGAAAAUGUACAGUUUGGAAAUAGUACUAGUUUGUGUGGAUUCUUCUUUCUGAAAGAUUGCAAAUACAUGAUGAUUUUUCUUGAAUCAAGUCUAGCUAUUUAUGAUUGA